UCAUGUCAUUCGCAUUCAAAGAAAAGGGUAACCACCUCUUCAAAGAUGGCGAUUAUGCCGGGGCGGAGGAGAUGUACUCUCAAGCCAUUCAAAUGAACCCCAAAGAACCUAGUUUCUUCACCAACCGCGCAGUCACACGACUCAGGCUCGAGAAAUGGGCAGGCGCCGAACAAGACGCUCGCAUCGCAAUCGAACUCAACGGCGGUCCCAAGGCGACCGCAAGCCUCAAGAGCUCCCUUUACCUAGCGCAGGCAUUACUGGAAUUGCAACGCCCACAGGAAGCCUACGAUGUCGCUAUUGACGCUUACCGAGCCAGUCUCAGCGCCAUGAACGCUCAAACCGAGAACUUAUCCAAAAUCGUCCUACGAGCAAAACAGCAGAUUUGGGCAGCAAAGGAGACAGCGCGACUUCGGGAGAUGGAUGACACGCUGGCGAGUGUUGAACAGUCAAUCGAAGCCGAUCUGGAGCGGCAAUUGAAGGAACUCAAGAUGCAAUUGGAUAAUGGCGAUAUCGGGGAGAUUGGCUUCAAUGAAGACCAGAAAGCAUUGCGAGAAGAGGCUGAAAAGAAAAUACGUCAUAUUCGGGACGCUUUCAAGAUUGCGUCCGAUGGUAAAGUUGCGGAACGGGUUGUUCCUGACUAUCUCAUUGACAACAUCACAUUCGAAGUGAUGCAUGACCCCGUCAUUACAAUUUCCGGCCACAGUUACGACCGUCUCGGUAUCACGAAAUAUCUCGAACAAUCCCGCAUUGACCCCGUCACUCGCCAGCCCAUGACAGUCAAGGAUUUGCGCCCUAACUAUUCACUCAAAGCGGCAUGUGAAGACUUUUUGAACAAGAAUGGCUGGGCUGUUGACUAUUAGUUUUCUCCCCUACGUUCCUGCGUUUGUUUGAUCAAUCAUUUCCUGUUUAUACUUUUAUUAUUAUCUUUUAUUAUUCCCCUUGGUAUUUUUGGAAGCAUAUUGUUUUGGCGUUGGAAUAUUUUUUACCCCUUUUCUCAUGUUGGGCGUCGCGAAGGUUCAGGCAUAGUAUGACGUGAAGAACACGAGCAUAUCUUGAUUUGGCACGUGACAAUUUUGAUAUUGUAGCAGGUAAAUACAAUAUUCUUAUCUAUCCUCUAGUCUUGAAAUAUGUAGAAACUUCAGUGGU
Molecule: messenger RNA, 1146 nt
Organism: Talaromyces stipitatus ATCC 10500
Lineage: Eukaryota; Fungi; Ascomycota; Eurotiomycetes; Eurotiales; Trichocomaceae
Product: U-box domain protein, putative
Exons: 2
Biological process (GO): cellular response to misfolded protein; positive regulation of proteolysis; protein quality control for misfolded or incompletely synthesized proteins
Cellular component (GO): cytoplasm
Molecular function (GO): protein-folding chaperone binding; ubiquitin protein ligase activity
Source: RefSeq, a predicted model, not a curated record